Messenger RNA from Equus quagga, 297 nucleotides. RefSeq names its product serine peptidase inhibitor Kazal type 14 (putative) (gene SPINK14). The transcript is spliced from 4 exons. Gene Ontology annotation, molecular function: protein binding. Bases 1 to 297 code for a protein of 98 amino acids. The record is from RefSeq and is a predicted model, not a curated record. NCBI's taxonomy places the organism in Eukaryota, Metazoa, Chordata, Mammalia, Perissodactyla, Equidae.
AUGGCCAAAUCUUUCCCAGUACUCAGCUCACUUUCAUUCUUCAUCAUGAUACAUUUGGUGUUAACUUCUGCUGCAGGUCCCCGGCAAUGGUGGCCACCACAUGGACCUGUUAAGGUGAAAUGUCCAUUUAGGAAAGUAGACUUGAGCUGGUUCAGUGGAACAGUGAACCCCUGCCCUGGUUUAUAUCAACCUAUCUGUGGCACCAAUUUAAUAACCUAUGAGAACCCCUGCAUCUUGUGUGUUGAAAGCAUGAAAUCUCGGGGAAAAAUUAGAUUUAAACAUGAUGGAAAAUGCUAG